AUGGGCCUCCAAACUCCUUCGCAGAUCGUCCGUCGGUACUUACCACAACUUGCUCGCCGUGUCCAUCCUGACCUCUUUGCGCAGAACCCCACAGCCCAGUCCACCAACCUCACCAGCUUGCAAAACUUAAAUGCCCUUGUUUCGCAAGUCUUUCCUGCCAAUUCGACAAACAACCAAACACCAACAAAACACUAUCCCGACCAAGAUCAGGGAAAUGACCUUCAGCUUGUGUUCUACUGUCGUACUCUAGGAUCCCCUGCCUCAGAGUCACCUCCACUGUUGAUAAAACAUACGUUGACCGGACGAAAAAUAGAUUCCACCACCACAUGUAUUUCACCCGUCCUCCUUAGGACACUCUCCCCGACCGCCAAGUCCAACAUUUCAGCACCUCUCCUAGCUGCAUCGUUUCUGGCAUUAUGUCAGAAGGCUGGAAUUCAGGUCUCGUCGGAAGAUUUAGACCUUUUGCGAGGUUGCGUGGAGACAGCAUUAGGGGGGAAAAUGAGAGGGAGCAUAAAGCGUGCAACCAAGAAUGCUGAAGAUACGAAUCGCACAGAACUGAGACAAGAGUUUUCACAAGCGGUUAGAGAGGGCAUUGGAGGUGUGGACACCACUCGUGACAAAAUGAAGCAUCGGUCGGCUCCGUCCAAAUCCCCACCUAUGCCACGCUUUAUCUUCUAUCACUCUUCCCUGUCUUCCGACGAACGUGCAACCGCCGGUUCCGCCCUCAUGUCACUACCGUCAGCCACGCUGGCUGGCAUUCGAGACAUACCGGUUCUAAUUGCAAGACGAUAUGCGGUUCAUAAGGACGGGGUGUUGAUUAUACCUUGGGACUUCAGCGUCGAGACUUUGGACGCAUUCUUGGAAGUCGAAGGCGCUGAAGUGAGGAGAAAGUUCUCAAGGAGGGCAGCAUGA
Spizellomyces punctatus DAOM BR117 is the source of this 912-nucleotide messenger RNA. RefSeq lists its product as uncharacterized. The transcript has a single exon. The record is from RefSeq and is a predicted model, not a curated record. NCBI's taxonomy places the organism in Eukaryota, Fungi, Chytridiomycota, Chytridiomycetes, Spizellomycetales, Spizellomycetaceae. Gene Ontology annotation, cellular component: mitochondrion. The coding region runs from base 1 to 912 and encodes 303 amino acids.